Messenger RNA from Pygocentrus nattereri (red-bellied piranha), 15267 nucleotides. RefSeq names its product periaxin (gene prx). The record is from RefSeq and is a predicted model, not a curated record. The transcript has 8 exons. Gene Ontology annotation, molecular function: protein binding. Gene Ontology annotation, biological process: regulation of RNA splicing. Bases 1 to 14403 code for a protein of 4800 amino acids. Gene Ontology annotation, cellular component: nucleus; cytoplasm. NCBI's taxonomy places the organism in Eukaryota, Metazoa, Chordata, Actinopteri, Characiformes, Serrasalmidae.
AUGACUUCCAGAGGGCAGAAAGCGAGAGUGAGUGUCAAUGAGGAUUUGACUGAGACGGUGUCGUCAGCUGCAGGAGAAACCGCUGCUUCAGACUCCGAGAGAGAACUGGAGGACAGUCAUGGUCAUCCACAGGCCAAAGGUCCAACUGUAAAAGAUAAAAAGAGGUCCCCUCCCUCAAGCAGGCCUCCCUCUGCCCCUCAGCUCAGCCAGCACCACUGCAUCUCUCCAGACGAGCAGGACAGCCCCGAAAGAGUCGUUCAGAAGGAGAAACUCCAUGCAGAACUAAAGCAGGUUCUAAGUCAAAAGAGAAGCCACCUGAAAGAGAGUCACUCAACACUUGAAGGGAUGGAUCCUCCAGAGAAGAAUAGUGAAUCUGUGGAAGAAGGCUGUGCAUCAGAACUAGUGGAAGUGGUGGUGGAGACAGAGGCUGGAGCAGGAGCCAGUGGAUACAGCGUUGUUGGUGGAGGGGAGAAGGGCAUUUUUGUCAAAGAUGUUCUGAAAGAUUCCCCAGCAGCAAAGCAACUGAGCCUCCAAAAAGGAGAUCAGCUGCUUAGUGCCAGGGUGUAUUUUGAUAACGUGAAAUAUGAGGAUGCUCUGAAGAUCCUUCAGUGUGCAGAACCUUACAAAGUGUCAUUCUUCUUGAAGAGGACUGUACCUCAAACUGAAGUCAGCAGUCGUCCAGGUGCACCAAAUGUUGAGAUAAGAGGACCUAAGGCCAAGAUGCAAAGAAUGAGUGUCAAAAGUGUUAAACCGUUUAAAGCCAAAAAGAAAAGAGGAGGAAGAUUUGGAUUGAAAAGACUGAAAGAGAACAAGAAAGCACAAGAUGGAGCAGAAAUGGACAUUGAGGGUUCACCAGCUAGAAUUGACUUUACUCCAGUUGAUGUGGAGUUUGCAUUCCCAAAGUUUAGGCUGAAGAAACGUGGGAAAGCAUCUGCAGAGGCAUCAGCGCAACUAGAAGGAGUGGUCACCAGUGUAAGGCAGAAAAAGAAGAUCAGAUUUCCGAGGACAAAAGCAAAGUCCACUGCAGGAGGUGCUGUAGAAAUUUCAACAUCAGGAGGGGAGGCAGAGAUAACUGGAGCAAAGCUUAAAGCAAAAGGAAAAGGGCCAAAGUUUGGAAUGCAUUUUCCUCAGACCAAAAAAUCCAAAACAGACGCAUCAUUGGAUUACACUGUUGCAUUGAAUGCUCCUGAGGCUAAACUUCCAAAACCUUCUGUGGAAUUUGAUUUCAGUUUGUCUAAACCCGAAGUGUAUGUUAAGGGUAAGGUUGACCCUGAAGUGAAAGUACCCAAGGGGAAUUUAGAUGGCGCUGAGACCAAGAUAAGGAUGCCAAAGGUCAAACUGCCAAAGCUAAGACUCUCCCAUCACUCAGAUGAAGUUGACGGGGAGGCUGCCACAAAAACGGAAGCAAAAUUAAAAAUGCCAGCAAUUGACAUUAGUGUGCCAAAUGUGGAUGUGGAUUUACAUAUUCCAAAGACCACAGAAACUGUUGAUUUCAAAGAUGUUGAAAUUUGUGAUCCAAAUGUGAAAGGAAUGAAAAUCAGCAUGCCAGAUGUUGACAUAUCAUUACCAAAACUAAGCCUAGACACAAAGCAAACAUCUGGAGAUGAGAUAGAUGGAUACAUGGCUAAAGGGCCCAUCAUUGGCAUCCCAAAAGUUGACAUUGCAAUGCCCAGUAUUGAGAAAUCAGACAUUAGUCUCCCAUCAAUAGACAUCUCCAUUCCAAAGAUAACAGGAAAAGACACUGAUGUUGAAGGACAUACAAGUACAGGGGCAAAAUUUGACAUGCCAAAAUUAGACAUCUCCUUGCCAAAAAUAACAUCUCCUGAAAGCAAAAUUAAUAUUGAAGGACUUAAUGUCAGGGGGAAAGAAUUUCACACGCCAUCAAUUGACUUAUCAUUGCCAAAAGGAAAGUUGAAGGGAGAUGUUUCUCUUGAGGCAGAUGCUGAAAAGGGUGGCAAGUUUCAAAUGCCUCAAGUGGAUCUUUCCUUUCCUAAAAUGAACUUACCACAAGGUGAAAUCAACAUUGAAGGGCCUGAGGUUAAAGCUGGAAAAUUUAGUAUGCCAUCUAUUGACCUUUCACUGCCAAAGGGAAAAGGGGAAGGACAUGUUGAGGUCAAGGGCUCUUCGGGAAUGGAAGGAAAAUUUAAGAUGCCUGUCUCUCUACCAACAGUCAAAUUACCACAGGGUGAAAUCAGUGUUGAAGGACCUGACAUGAAAGGUGGAAAAUUCAGUAUGCCAUCUGUUGAUAUAGCAUUAUCAAAAGGAAAAAUAGAAGGGUCUACUGAGUUUGAGGAAGGUCAAACUGGGAAAGGAGGAACAUUCUACAUGCCUCAAAUUGAUCUGUCUCUGCCAAAAAUGAAAUUGCCAGAAGGUGAAAUUAGUGCUGAGAAGCCUGAUAUUAAAGGUGGCAAGUUUCGCUUGCCUUCUGUAGAUUUGUCCCUUCCUAAAGGAAAAGUGGAAUGCAACAUUAACACUGAAGGCCAUUCUGGAAAAGGAGGAAAGUUUAAAAUUCCUGACAUAGAUCUGUCAGUUUCCAAAUUUAAAUCACCCCAGGGAGAAAUCAAUGUUGAAAGUCCUGAAAUUACAGGUGGAAAAUUUAGUAUGCAAUCAAUUGAUGUUUCACUGCCAAAGGGAAAAAUUGAGGGAGACACUGAUUUUGAGGCAAACGCUGGCAAAGGAAAGUUUCGCAUGCCUCAGAUUGAUCUUUCAUUACCGAGAGUUCAAGCCCCAUCUGUUGAUGUGAAUGUAGAAGGCCCUGAAAUCAAAAGUGGAAAAUUCAGUAUGCCAUCUGUUGACAUAUCAUUGCCUAAAGGAAAGAUACAAGAAGAUGUCAGUCUUGAGGCUGACAUGAAAAAGGGAGAAAAGUUUACAAUGCCCAAAUUCAAAAUUGGUUUGCCCCAAAUGAAAUCAACAGGUGGUGAUAUCAGCAUUGAAGCACCUGAUGUCAAGCCUGGGAAACUUGAAAUGCCGUCCAUUGACAUUUCAUUACCAAAAGGUAAUGCUGAAGCAGAAACUGGCAUUGAAGGACAUUCUAGAAAAGGAGGAAAGUUUGAAAUGCCAAACCUCAAUAUCUCCUUACCAAAAAUCAAACUACCUGAAGGUCAAAUCAAUUUGGAAGGUCCUGAGAUCAAAGGUGGCAAGUUUGACAUGCACUCUCUUGAUAUCUCUGUACCAAAACCUAAGAUACAGGGACACAUCAGUCUUGAAGGAGACGACAAAAAGGAAGGCAAGUUUAAAAUGCCCAAAAUUGACAUGUCUUUACCCCAAUUCAAAUCAACAGGAGGUGACAUCAGUAUUGAAGUACCCGAUAUCAAAGGUGGGAAGUUUCAUAUGCCACAUGUGGAUAUUUCAUUGCCAAAAGGAAAAGUAAAAGGAGGUGCUGAUUUUGAAGGUGAUGCUGGUAAAAGGGGACAGUUUCAUAUGCCCAAUGUUGAUUGUUCCCUACCAAAAAUGGAAUACCCAGAGGUAGAUCUAAAUGUUGAGUGGCCAAAAGGGGGAAAAGUUGGUUUGCCAACUAUAGACCUUUCUCUGCCCCAAGGAAAAGUGGAGGGAGGUCUGGAUGUUGGCCAUUCUGGGAAAGGAGGAAAGUUUGAUAUGCCCAAAUUUGAUAUAGCUCUCCCUAAGGUCAAGGCUCCUGAGAUUGAUAUUUCCAUGCCAAAGAUGAAGUUACGAGAGAGUGAGGUUAGUGUUGAAGGCCCUGAUGUCAAAACUGGGAAAUUCGGCCUGCCAUCCUUUGACAUAUCAUUACCAAAAGGAAAGACUGAAGGAGAAAUUGGCAUUGAAGAACAUUCUGGAAAAGGCGGAAAGUUUGAAAUGCCAAAACUUGAUAUCUCCUUACCAAAAAUGAAAUUACCCGAAGGUGAAAUCAAUGUGGAAGGUCCUGACAUCAAGGGUGGCAAGUUUCACAUGCCCUCUGUUGAUAUUUCUCUACCAAAACCUACAAUAGAGGGAGACAUCAGUCUUGAAGGAGGGAAAGUUGAUGUAGAAGCGCCUGAUGUCAAAGGUGGAAAGUUUCAUAUGCCAGACAUUGACAUUUCAUUGCCAAAAGGAAAAGUAAAGGGGGCUGCUGAGAUUAAAGGUGAUGCUGGUAAAGGGGGCAAGUUUCAUAUGCCCCAAAUUGAUCUUUCCCUACCAAGAAGGAAAUCUCCAAAGAUUGAUAUAAAUGUUGAGGGGCCUAAAGGGGGAAAAGUUGGUUUGCCAACUGUAGAGCUUUCUCUGCCUCAAGGACAAAUGGAGGGAGAUCUCAAUGCUGGACAUUCUGGGAAAGGUGGAAAGUUUGAAAUGCCCAAAUUUGAUAUAUCUCUCCCUAAGGUCAAGGCUCCUGAGGUGGAUAUUUCCUUGCCAAACAUAAAAUUACCAGAAGGGGAUGUUAACAUUGAAGGUCCUGAUGUCAAAACUGGAAAAUUCAGUCUGCCAGCCACUGACAUAUCAUUAUCAAAAGGAAAGGCUGAAGGGUAUUCAGGCAAAGCAGGAAAGUUUGAAAUGCCAAAACUUGAUAUCUCCUUACCUAAAAUGAAAUUACCUGAAGGUGAAAUCAAUGUGGAAGGUCCUGACAUCAAGGGUGGCAAGUUUCACAUGCCCUCUGUUGAUAUUUCUCUAACAAAACCUACGAUAGAGGGAGACAUCAGUCUUGAAGGACGGAAAGUUGAUGUAGAAGCGCUUGAUGUCAAAGGUGGAAAGUUUCAUAUGCCAGACAUUGACAUUUCAUUGCCAAAAGGAAAAGUAAAGGGGGCUGCUGAGCUUAAAGGUGAUGCUGGUAAAGGGGGCAAGUUUCAUAUGCCCCAAGUUGAUCUUUCCCUACCAAGAAUGAAAUCUCCAAAGAUUGAUAUAAAUGUUGAGGGGCCUAAAGGGGGAAAAGUUGGUUUGCCAACUGUAGAGUUUUCUCUGCCUCAAGGACAAAUGGAGGGAGAUCUCAAUGCUGGACUUUCUGGGAAAGGUGGAAAGUUUGAAAUGCCCAAAUUUGAUAUAUCUCUCCCUAAGGUCAAGGCUCCUGAAGUUGAUAUUUCCAUGCCAAAAAUCAAGUUACCAGAGGGUGAGGUUAAAGUUGAAGGUCCUGACUUCAAAACUGGAAAAUUCAGCUUGCCAUCCAUUGAUAUAUCAUUACCUAAAGGAAAGGCUGAAGGAGAAAUUGGCAUUGAAGGCCAUUCAGGCAAAAGAGGAAAGUUUGAAAUGCCAAAACUUGAUAUCUCCUUACCUAAAAUGAAAUUACCCGAGGGUGAAAUCAAUGUGGAAGGUCCUGACAUCAAGGGUGGCAAGUUUCACAUGCCCUCUGUUGAUAUUUCUCUACCAAAACCUACUAUAGAGGGAGACAUCAGUCUUGAAGGAGGGAAAGUUGACGUAGAAGCGCCUGAUGUCAAAGGUGGAAAGUUUCAUAUGCCAGACAUUGACAUUUCAUUGCCAAAAGGAAAAGUAAAGGGGGCUGCUGAGCUUAAAGGUGAUGCUGGUAAAGGGGGCAAGUUUCAUAUGCCCCAAAUUGAUCUUUCCCUACCAAGAAGGAAAUCUCCAAAGAUUGAUAUAAAUGUUGAGGGGCCUAAAGGGGGAAAAGUUGGCUUGCCAACUGUAGAGCUUUCUCUGCCUCAAGGACAAAUGGAGGGAGAUCUCAAUGCUGGACAUUCUGGGAAAGGUGGAAAGUUUGAAAUGCCUAAAUUUGAUAUAUCUCUCCCUAAGGUCAAGGCUCCUGAGGUGGAUAUUUCCUUGCCAAAGAUGAAAUUACCAGAAGGGGAUGUUAACAUUGAAGGUUCUGAUGUCAAAACUGGAAAAUUCAAUCUGCCAUCCUUUGACAUAUCAUUACCUAAAGGAAAGGCUGAAGGAGAAAUUGGCAUUGAAGGACAUUCAGGCAAAGCAGGAAAGUUUGAAAUGCCAAAACUUGAUAUCUCCUUACCAAAAAUGAAAUUACCCGAAGGUGAAAUCAAUGUGGAAGGUCCUGACAUCAAGGGUGGCAAGUUUCACAUGCCCUCUGUUGAUAUUUCUCUACCAAAACCUACAAUAGAGGGAGACAUCAGUCUUGAAGGAGGGAAAGUUGACGUAGAAGCGCCUGAUGUCAAAGGUGGAAAGUUUCAUAUGCCAGACAUUGACAUUUCAUUGCCAAAAGGAAAAGUAAAGGGGGCUGCUGAGCUUAAAGGUGAUGCUGGAAAAGGAGGCAAGUUUCAUAUGCCCCAAAUAGAUCUUUCCCUACCAAGAAUGAAAUCUCCAAAGAUCGAUAUAAAUGUUGAGGGGCCUAAAGGGGGAAAAGUUGGUUUGCCAACUGUAGAGCUUUCUCUGCCUCAAGGACAAAUGGAAGGAGAUCUCAAUGCUGGACAUUCUGGGAAAGGUGGAAAGUUUGAAAUGCCCAAGUUUGAUAUAUCUCUCCCUAAGGUCAAGGCUCCUGAGGUGGAUAUUUCCUUGCCAAAGAUGAAAUUACCAGAAGGGCAUGUUAACAUUGAAGGUCCUGAUGUCAAAACUGGAAAAUUCAAUCUGCCAUCCUUUGACAUAUCAUUCCCUAAAGGAAAGGCUGAAGGAGAAAUUGGCAUUGAAGGACAUUCAGGCAAAGCAGGAAAGUUUGAAAUGCCAAAACUUGAUAUCUCCUUACCAAAAAUGAAAUUACCCGAGGGUGAAAUCAAUGUGGAAGGUCCUGACAUCAAGGGUGGCAAGUUUCACAUGCCCUCUGUUGAUAUUUCUCUACCAAAACCUGCAAUAGAGGGAGACAUCAGUCUUGAAGGAGGGAAAGUUGACGUAGAAGCGCCUGAUGUCAAAGGUGGAAAGUUUCAUAUGCCAGACAUUGACAUUUCAUUGCCAAAAGGAAAAGUAAAGGGGGCUGCUGAGCUUAAAGGUGAUGCUGGAAAAGCAGGCAAGUUUCAUAUGCCCCAACUAGAUCUUUCCCUACCAAGAAUGAAAUCUCCAAAGAUUGAUAUAAAUGUUGAGGGGCCUAAAGGGGGAAAAGUUGGUUUGCCAACUGUAGAGCUUUCUCUGCCUCAAGGACAAAUGGAGGGAGAUCUCAAUGCUGGACAUUCUGGGAAAGGUGGAAAGUUUGAAAUGCCCAAAUUUGAUAUAUCUCUCCCUAAGGUCAAGGCUCCUGAAGUUGAUAUUUCCAUGCCAAAAAUCAAGUUACCAGAGGGUGAGGUUAAAGUUGAAGGUCCUGAUUUCAAAACUGGAAAAUUCAGCCUGCCAUCCAUUGACAUAUCAUUACCUAAAGGAAAGGCUGAAGGAGAAAUUGGCAUUGAAGGCCAUUCAGGCAAAAGAGGAAAGUUUGAAAUGCCAAAACUUGAUAUCUCCUUACCUAAAAUGAAAUUACCCGAGGGUGAAAUCAAUGUGGAAGGUCCUGACAUCAAGGGUGGCAAGUUUCACAUGCCCUCUGUUGAUAUUUCUCUACCAAAACCUACUAUAGAGGGAGACAUCAGUCUUGAAGGAGGGAAAGUUGACGUAGAAGCGCCUGAUGUCAAAGGUGGAAAGUUUCAUAUGCCAGACAUUGACAUUUCAUUGCCAAAAGGAAAAGUAAAGGGGGCUGCUGAGAUUAAAGGUGAUGCUGGUAAAGGGGGCAAGUUUCAUAUGCCCCAAUUUGAUCUUUCCCUACCAAGAAGGAAAUCUCCAAAGAUUGAUAUAAAUGUUGAGGGGCCUAAAGGGGGAAAAGUUGGCUUGCCAACUGUAGAGCUUUCUCUGCCUCAAGGACAAAUGGAGGGAGAUCUCAAUGCUGGACAUUCUGGGAAAGGUGGAAAGUUUGAAAUGCCUAAAUUUGAUAUAUCUCUCCCUAAGGUCAAGGCUCCUGAGGUGGAUAUUUCCUACCCAAAGAUGAAAUUACCAGAAGGGGAUGUUAACAUUGAAGGUUCUGAUGUCAAAACUGGAAAAUUCAAUCUGCCAUCCUUUGACAUAUCAUUACCUAAAGGAAAGGCUGAAGGAGAAAUUGGCAUUGAAGGACAUUCAGGCAAAGCAGGAAAGUUUGAAAUGCCAAAACUUGAUAUCUCCUUACCAAAAAUGAAAUUACCCGAAGGUGAAAUCAAUGUGGAAGGUCCUGACAUCAAGGGUGGCAAGUUUCACAUGCCCUCUGUUGAUAUUUCUCUACCAAAACCUACAAUAGAGGGAGACAUCAGUCUUGAAGGAGGGAAAGUUGACGUAGAAGCGCCUGAUGUCAAAGGUGGAAAGUUUCAUAUGCCAGACAUUGACAUUUCAUUGCCGAAAGGAAAAGUAAAGGGGGCUGCUGAGCUUAAAGGUGAUGCUGGUAAAGGGGGCAAGUUUCAUAUGCCCCAAAUAGAUCUAUCCCUACCAAGAAUGAAAUCUCCAAAGAUUGAUAUAAAUGUUGAGGGGCCUAAAGGGGGAAAAGUUGGUUUGCCAACUGUAGAGCUUUCUCUGCCUCAAGGACAAAUGGAGGGAGAUCUCAAUGCUGGACAUUCUGGGAAAGGUGGAAAGUUUGAAAUGCCCAAAUUUGAUAUAUCUCUCCCUAAGGUCAAGGCUCCUGAAGUUGAUAUUUCCAUGCCAAAAAUCAAGUUACCAGAGGGUGAGGUUAAAGUUGAAGGUCUUGAUUUCAAAACUGGAAAAUUCAGCCUGCCAUCCAUUGACAUAUCAUUACCUAAAGGAAAGGCUGAAGGAGAAAUUGGCAUUGAAGGCCAUUCAGGCAAAAGAGGAAAGUUUGAAAUGCCAAAACUUGAUAUCUCCUUACCUAAAAUGAAAUUACCCGAGGGUGAAAUCAAUGUGGAAGGUCCUGACAUCAAGGGUGGCAAGUUUCACAUGCCCUCUGUUGAUAUUUCUCUACCAAAACCUACUAUAGAGGGAGACAUCAGCCUUGAAGGAGGGAAAGUUGACGUAGAAGCGCCUGAUGUCAAAGGUGGAAAGUUUCAUAUGCCAGACAUUGACAUUUCAUUGCCAAAAGGAAAAGUAAAGGGGGCUGCUGAGCUUAAAGGUGAUGCUGGGAAAGGGGGCAAGUUUCAUAUGCCCCAAAUAGAUCUAUCCCUACCAAGAAUGAAAUCUCCAAAGAUUGAUAUAAAUGUUGAGGGGCCUAAAGGGGGUGAAGUUGGCUUGCCAACUGUAGAGCUUUCCCUGCCUCAAGGACAAAUGGAGGGAGAUCUCAAUGCUGGACAUUCUGGGAAAGGUGGAAAGUUUGAAAUGCCCAAAUUUGAUAUAUCUCUCCCUAAGGUCAAGGCUCCUGAAGUUGAUAUUUCCAAAUCAAAAAUCAAGUUACCAGAGGGUGAGGUUAAAGUUGAAGGUCCUGACUUCAAAACUGGAAAAUUCAGCUUGCCAUCCAUUGACUUAACAUUACCUAAAGGAAAGGCUGAAGGAGAAAUUGGCAUUGAAGGCCAUUCAGGCAAAAGAGGAAAGUUUGAAAUGCCAAAACUUGAUAUGUCCUUACCUAAAAUGAAAUUACCCGAGGGUGAAAUCAAUGUGGAAGGUCCUGACAUCAAGGGUGGCAAGUUUCACAUGCCCUCUGUUGAUAUUUCUCUAACAAAACCUACGAUAGAGGGAGACAUCAGUCUUGAAGGAGGGAAAGUUGAUGUAGAAGGGCCUGAUGUCAAAGGUGGAAAGUUUCAUAUGCCAGACAUUGACAUCUCAUUGCCAAAAGGAAAAGUAAAGGGGGCUGCUGAGCUUAAAGGUGAUGCUGGGAAAGGGGGCAAGUUUCAUAUGCCCCAAGUUGAUCUUUCCCUACCAAGAAUGAAAUCUCCAAAGACGGAUAUAAAUGUUGAGGGGCCUAAGGGGGGAAAAGUUGGUAUCCCAACUGUAGAGCUUUUUCUGCCACAAGGAAAAUUGAAGGGUGAUUAUGAUGCUGGAUAUUCAGGGAAAGGGGGAACGUUUGAAAUGCCCAAAUUUGACAUAUCUCUCCCUAAGGUCAAGGCUCCUGAAGUUGAUAUUUCCAUACCAAAAAUCAAGUUACCAGAGGGUGAGGUUAAUGUUGAAUAUCCUGAUGUCAAAACUGGAAAAUUCAGCUUGCCAUCCAUUGACAUAUCAUUCCUGAAAGGAAAGGCUGAAGGAGAAAUUUACAUUGAGGGACAUUCUCGGAAAGGAGGAAAAAUUGAAAUGCCAAAACUUGAUAUCUCCUUACCAAAACUGACAUUACCUGAAGGUCAAAUUAAAAUCGAAGGGCCAGACAUGAAAGGUAAAAAUGUGCCUGACAUCAGUGUUAGUGGAGGCACAGGUGGAAAUAUAAAGCUGCCAGCUGUGAAGCUACCAACGGUUGACAUUUCAGCACCCCGAGUUGACCUUGAGUUUGGCCUUCCAAAAACAAAAAGCAGUGACAGAGAGCAUAUUCAUCUUCUGAAAGCUGAAGGCAGUACACCAUCAUCUGGUGUAAGUUUUGAAGUUCCAGAUGUGACUCUAAAAAUACCAAAAACAUCACUUCCUAAAUUUGGUGGAAAAUUUAAAAGUAGAGAAGUAGAAAUUCCUGGCUUGUCUGCUGAUUUGGAUGUGGAGAGAUGCUCCCCAUCUGUAGAGAUUGAUACUGAUGUAAAAAUAAAAGGUAAAAUGAAGAAGCCGAAAAUCAAAAUGCCCUCUUUUGGUAUCUCCAAAAAGGAUGGAAAUGUAAGUGGACCAGAAUUUGAAAUGAAGAUGAAAAUGGGAGAAGGGGAUAUUACAAAACCAGAAAUCAAAGUGCAAAGUCCUGAAGACAAAGCUAAAUACAAACUAAAACUACCUAAAUUUAAGAUGCCUAAAAUAAAACUUCCAGAAGCGAAUGUGGAUGUUUCACUUAAUGUGGAUAGAGAGAUCAAAGGUGACUUCAAAGCUUCAUCCUUGGACACAAAAGGAAAGAUAAAAAUGCCAUCAGUUGAGAUAUGCUUGCCAUCAGCAAAUAUACCAGAACGUGAGGCAUUGCUACCAAAAACUGAGGUUGAUGUGUCUGAAGCGGAUAUCUCGGGUUAUGAGGGUAGCUUAAAAAUUCCAAAGAUGCCAACUAUUGAUAUAUCAGUACCAAAGGUUGAUUUGGAUGUUGCCUUACCAAAGGUAAAACAUGAUGUGUCAGUUGACUCCAGUUUUUCUGAUAUCAACAUUGAAAUUGAUAAACUAAAGAUGCCACAUAUAAAAAUGCCAAAAGUAGACAUAUCAUUACCUGAAGGGAGAACAGGGGGCAUUGACACACCAGAACUGGAGGUAGAAGGCAAAGGUGGCAAGUUCAAGAUGCCAAAAAUUACAGUGCCAACUGUGGACAUAUCAAUACCCCAUGGGAAAAAGGGAGAUGUGGAUAAAGGUGGGAAAUUCAAAAUACCUGAUGUUCAAAUGCCUAAAAUAGAUAUUUCACUACCUCACAGCAAAGUAGGCAUAGAUACUUUAGAUCUAGAAACUGGAGGACAUGGUGGCAAGUUCAAGAUGCCAAAAAUGACAAUGCCAGCAGUGGACAUAUCACUGCCCCAUGGAAAAACAGAUGUGGAUACCUCCGGCUUGGAAAUGGAAGGAAAAGGUGGGAAAUUCAAGAUACCUGAUGUUAAAGUGCCUAAAAUAGAUAUUUCACUACCCCAUGGCAAAGUAGACAUAGAUACACCAGAUCUGGAAACUGAUGGACAAGGUGGCAAAUUCAAGAUGCCAAACAUUUCAAUGCCUACAGUGGACAUAUCACUGCCCAAAGGCAACAAAGAAGAAAUGAGUGCUCCAGAACUAAAAGUAGAAGCGGAAGCAAAAGGUGGAAAGUUCACAAUGCCCAAAAUCACAAUGCCAACUGUGAACAUUUCUAUGCCCCAUGGACGUAUGGGUCAUGGACACUUCAGUCCUCCAGAACUGGAUGCUGAUGGAAAGGGUGGAGCAUUCAAGAUGCCAAAGGUUGACCUACAUAUUCCAAAAGGUAAAACAGGAGACAUUGAUACACCACAACUGGAAGUUCAAGGAGGUAUAUUCAAAAUGCCCAACAUUAAAAUGCCAAAAAUAGAUAUAUCCCUACCUGAAGGAAAAGCAGGAAACAUUGAUGUGCCAGAGGUUGAGGGACAAGGAGGAAAAUUCAGCAUGCCAAAAAUCAUAAUGCCAACCAUUGACAUAUCUGUACCAACAGGCAACACAGGAGAGCUGGAAGUUGGAGGCAGUGGAAAAUUCAAGAUGCCAGAGGUGGAUAUUUCAUUACCGAAAGAAAUAAAAGGAGAAAUACAAUUGCCUGAAGUGGAAGCUGAGGGAAGACCAAGCAAAUUCAAGCUGCCUGAUGUUAAAAUGCCUAAAAUAGAUAUUUCAUUGCCUCAUGGUAAAGCAGAUAUUGAUAAUCCAGAUUUGGAAAUGGAAUGUGGGAAAUUUAAGAUGCCAAAUGUUACAAUGCCACAAGUAGACAUAUCACUGCCCAAAGGGAAAAAAGGAGAAAUUAGUGGUCCAGAUUUCAAUGGUGAGGGAGGUGGAAAAUUAAGGAGGCCAGACAUUAAAAUGCCACAAGUAGAUAUUUCACUACCAAAGGGAAAAACAGCUGAUAUUGAUGCACCAGAACUGGAGCUUGUGGGGCAAGAUGGGAAAUUCAGGAUGCCAAAAAUUACAAUGCCAGCAGCAGAAAUAUCACCACUCAAAGGUAAAUCUGGAGCACUUGAUGCUUCAGAAGUAGAAAUUGAUGUUAAAGGUGGGAAAUUCAAGUUGCCUGAUGUUAAAAUGCCUGAGAUAAAAAUGCCUAAGGUGGAUAUAUCUUUAGCUCAAGGAACAACAGAUGAUGAAAUCACAGGAGAUGGUAAAUUCAAGAUGACAGACAUUAAAUUACCAACAGUAGACAUCUCUGUGCCUAAAGGAAUAUCUGGAGAUGCAAAUGCAUCAUGUCCUGCUAGUGAUAUUGUCACUGGCCAAGCCAAAGUGGGAGAAGAAGGUAAAUUUAAAAUGAAAAUGCCAAAAAUAUCUAUAGAGGCCCUAAAAGGGCAUCUAGAAUUGGAUGUUGGCUUAUCAAAGGAUGGAGAAAUGGAAAGAAAGAAGAAUGAGCUGACAGACAUUGACCUUAGCUCAACUCCAACUAAGGGAAAAGUAAAGGGGCCAAAAGUGAAGGGUACAAAGUUCAACAUUGGAAUGCCAAAAGUUAAGUCUUCUGGACUAGAGACAGACAUAAGUAAGUCAGGAAAAGUUGAUGCAGGGAUUGGCGGAGGAGUCAAGAUUAAGAAGUCUAAAGAAGAGGUUGAUGUGGACAUAGAGGGAGGUCAGGAAUCAUCCUCAAAACUCUCUAAAAUCAAACUGCCUGAAGUAGAGAUCUGUGGUCCUACCAUAAAGAGCAAAGGCCAAGGAAAAUCAGCAUCUUCACAACCCACUGUUGAAGAUGCUGAUCCAGGCCAUGGCUUCUUGUUGCCUAAUAUUGAAAUAAAAGCACAAAAGUUUGCAGAAUUAGAUUUUGAUAUUGGGGCUACUCAAGAUGGCACAGGUGAUGAUAAAGAGGACACAAAGAUGAGUACCACAGUCAAAAUACCAAAGUUUGGUGUGGCUCUGCCUUCUUUAAGUGCACCUGAAGCCAAACUCAACAUCAAAUCACCAAAGUCCAAGGGGUACUCAAUCAUCACAGGUCCUGAAGUGGAGUAUGAGGCCCCUCCUAUGCCAAAAGUAAAGAAAGCAGUAUUUGUUUUGGUUAAUUCCCAAGCAGAAGACUCUGCUGUAACUGGUAAAGCAAGUGCAGAGGCUGGAAAAGGCCCAAAGCUCCAACUGAAGCCAAGUUUUGGAAAGUCACAUUCAAAAGGUAAAGGGACAGCUAUGAAUGGUGACGAAGAGGACAUGGAAACAGAAGGAAAGUCAAAGACAAGCAAAUUCAAGUUGCCCAAAGUUGAAUUUUCCCCAGUAAAAACAGGGGCAUAUGAUGCAGAUGAUCCUAAUGUAAAUGGCGACAAAGAUGACAAAGCAAUGUUUGGAAAGCUGAAGUUUCCCAAAGUUGAGUUUACCUCACCAUACUCCAAAGAUGCGACUGAAGAGGGAGACCCAGAGAUAGGCAUGAAACUAGGCAAGAAGGACACUUCAGGAGAUGACAAAGAUGCUAAAGGAUCCAAGACUAAAUCAGGAAAGAUGUCAUUUCCAGGCUUCAGGAAGAAAACAACAAAGCACGAAGAGGAGACUGAGAGCAACAUCAUAGUGUCCUCAAAAGCCAGAACAGAAAUGUUAGCAGAACGGGAGGAGUCAGAAUCCCCAAUUCAAAGGGUUUCAACUGGUCUUCUCUCAGGGAAGACCUCUGACCAAAGAGAAAUGGAUUCUGAGGGAUAUGGCAGAAGCAGAAGGCAAGAAGGGGAAGAAACAGAGGAGGCAACUUGGUUUAAAUUACCUACAGUCACUCUUAGCCCUCAGUCCACUAGCACCGUGAAAAUCACACCAGAGGGCUCUCCAAAGGAAAGCAGAUUCUACAGUGAAGAAGCUUCUGGAGGUUUCUACAUGAAAAUGCCAAAGAUAGAGUUCUCCACUCAGGAAUCUUCAUCAGAGCAUACGGUCACCACAACGGAGGAAGGGACACUUACUGUAGUGACUAAAAUGUCAAAAUAUAUGGUGACCGAAUCAAAAAGUAGCAGCUCAACGACACACUGGAGUCAGUGAAUUUCGGGGAGAUGGGUGUUAUAUGUUUUUAUAUGUGACUGUGUUGUAGUUUUAUUCAGUUUUAAACUAUUUAUUUUUAUUCUGAAAAUCAAGAGCUUUUCUGGCAUAGAAAUAAAACUAUUUAUUGUAGGAGAGUUUUAUUUUGAUAUAUUUGCCACUUACCACAAACAGUUUUGGUAAACCUGUAAAGAUAGUAGGUCUUCACACUUUCACAUAGAACAGUUGUUGUAGAUAAUAUAAAUACAUACACAAAUGGGUGGGAUUUCAACAAUUCUCAUGAUUUUCAGAGGUGUUAUAUUCAGCUUAAUCUGACUUAAGGCAGUUUGAAUACACUUGCCGUUUUUACGACUCUUUUUUUUUUUGAAGUUUCAGACUGGAAUGCAAGUUCCUGUGCCUUUUUUCUAUUGACGCUAAACAUUAUGGCUGUACCUUAUUGAAGUAGAAAGACUGUUCAAGACUUUUUUCAUACUUAUUCACACAACAUGUACAUAUAAACUGAUAAAAUUAACCUGUAGUGCAGAAUGUGGUAUUUAAUUCAAGAAUUAAGCUUAAUGAAUGAGCCGUUUUGGUGGUUGAAUGCAUUAAAAUGUGAAACUGUACAAUGACAGCAUUUCUGUGUUGAAAGGAAUAUUUUGAGUUGUUGUGAGUGUGAAAUUCUCUGGCAUAUUUUUCAUUAACUCCUGCAUUGAGGAUGAAUUAGUUUAAAAUGAGCAGCUAGCAAUAUUACUGUAUAGUUUUUGUUUGUGUUGGUUUUUUUAAGGGUUUGCAGUACUGAUGAGCAUGUCAGAAUUUUUAUUCUUUUGAAACACAAUGUCUCAAUUGGAUGAAACAAAAAGAAAUAAAAACAGUUGGUAACUGCUGCUA